Molecule: messenger RNA, 2229 nt
Organism: Meleagris gallopavo (turkey)
Lineage: Eukaryota; Metazoa; Chordata; Aves; Galliformes; Phasianidae
Source: RefSeq, a predicted model, not a curated record
AAGAGAGUGCGGGGCCGGGUUCAAAGGAAGACGUGUAGAUGAGAUGGAAUCAGAGCUGCUUCCAAAUGAUAUUGUUCUAAAUACGAGCUGAAAACUACAACUCGUAAAUAGUGUCUCUUACAGGAGUGUUAAGAACAUCGAUAUAAUCCCAUGGUGCAAGCUACAAAACCUCAUCACUACAGUCUGACAGUGUCCGGAGACGACCACCAGUCCAGCACAAGACUCUUGCAAUGAGUUUUGUUGAAUAUGGUGAUACAAUCAAGGAUGGUGACACAGCUAUUGUGUUCUUGGGCCACGAAUCCAUGUUUCCUGUGAAAGUCCAGCAAGGCAGUGUAACUCAGACUAAAUAUGGGGUCAUCCGGCAUUCCACGGAUCUCAUAGGCAAGAAGUAUGGCUCCAAAGUGACCUGCAGUAAAGGAGGAUGGGUUUUUAUUCUUCAUCCAACUCCAGAACUGUGGACUGUGAAUCUUCCACACAGGACACAGAUCCUGUAUUCCACUGACAUCUCUGUAAUCACCAUGAUGUUAGAACUGAAGCCAGGCUCCAUAGUAUGUGAAUCAGGUACAGGCAGCGGGUCCCUGUCCCACGCUCUCAUCAGGACAGUGGCUCCCACGGGGCACCUGUACACAGUGGAGUUCCACCAACAGAGGGCUGAGAAGGCCAAGGAGGAGUUUCGGGAGCAUGGAGUAGAGCAUCUGGUCACGGUGACCAACCAGGAUGUCUGCAAGAAUGGAUUUGGUGUCUCAGACAUUGCAGACGCUGUGUUCCUGGAUAUUCCAUCCCCAUGGGAAGCCAUUGGACAUGCAAAGUCAGCCUUAAAAGCUGAAGGUGGCCGCAUCUGCUCUUUCUCCCCCUGCAUUGAACAAGUCCAGAGAACUUGCCUAGCAAUGGAAGAGUACGGUUUUACAGAGAUUAACACCUUGGAAAUUCUGCUCCGAGUAUACAAUGUAAGGACAAUUAGCUUGCAAAUCCCUGACCUUGGAAAAGCAGCUGAGGAUAAUUCUAGCGCUGACUUUGACAGCAGCAACCCAUCAAACCAAGGUAGCCCGGGCACUAAUCUGCAGCAAGGAACGGUGCAGUUCAAAAGCGGCGUGCCACUGAGGGAGAUGGUGGGUCACACUGGGUACCUGACCUUUGCCACUAAGAGCCUCUUCUAGUCCAAUUCAACUUGGGGAAGUUCGGAGUGUUUUUUGUGUGUGUGUGUGCAUUUGCCGUUUUCAUGGUUAUUUUUUGUAGGGCAUCCAAAUUUUUCCUUGUCAGGGAAUUCCAUAUAUAGUCAGAUUUAGUUGGAACAUGCUUUGUUUAAAUAGCACGCAAGCAUUCACCAGAGCAGCAUCAAGGGAAUGUUGGAACUCUGGAGCGGUGCUCCGCUUGCCGUCAGAAAGACAAAGUAAUAGCAAGUGGCCAUUCAUUGGAAUGUGUGGGAUAGAGAUUCCUCCUGAUAAGAAAGUAAAACAGCACACUGAUCACAAACAAGAUGGAUUUUUUUCCUCCUCUUUUCUGAAUGACUUCCCCAGUUUGAUGUUUUUAUCACAGCACCACGAGACACUUCUCUUUUGAAACUUCUCUGGCGUGUGCGUGUUGCUUUUAGGAACGUGGAAGUGCUUCUUUGCUUCCUUUUGGAUAUGAAAGUUGCAGAGCCGUAUGGUUGCCUGCAUAGCAGGUCACAGUUUUAGUGUUUCCUUGGAAUAGUGUAGAGCUGCACAGAAGGCUAUUGGCAGCACUCAGGAUCACAGCCUCUUACUCCAUUCUGGCAUUUGCAAAUCACUUGGAUUACACAGUUUGAAUAAGUGUGCUAAUUGUUGGAUUUGGUCUAAAAUGGUAUUGCUAUCAAUUGAUAGUAGAAAAUCAGGCAUGGAUUUGUACUAUAAUCUUCUAACAGGUCAUCUGCUGUCAGUGUUAUGAAUCCACUGUGAAAAUGGAUGGGGAAUGUUACCUGAACUUCUCUCUGUGAGCAGUGUGGCUGAGGUGCAGUUUGCUUGGUGUUUUAUGUGCAUGAUGGUGAGUUAUCGUCCUACGGCUGAAUGACAGUAAGAUUGCUUUUGGCAGGCCUUGUCUCCAAAUGGCAACAAUAACGGAAACGUGGUAAAACCAUUAAUCAGCCUUAUUAAUUAAGUUUUUAGACCAUUUACUCUUCAAUAUUCCAUAAAAGCUGGUGGGCGAGAUGAACUUUUUGAAUGCUGGAUUACGUGUUAUUAUUUACAGAGUAAAAUAAUUAUGAAAAAUGUU